AUGAAUUCAACCAACUGUAAGCCGAAUGCACCAGGCGAGGAGCCACCGGACAUUAUCAUCCCAAAAAUAUUUAUUGUCAUCCUUGUGAUCUUAAUAAUCGCUAUCACUUUCGGAAACUCGCUCCUGUUUAUGGCUUUUCACAAAUUUUCAAGUCUGAGAAGUGCGUCCAACAGCAUUCUGAUGAGUUUGUGUGCAGCUGACAGUUUAACAGUGGUUGUUUUUGCUUUGGACAUCUCCCUUUUGGCUCACAAACCAAAAGGAACAAAUCCUGAUUCUGAUGCUCGUAGUCUCAUGUGUACAUUUAGUGGAGUUUCAACCAUUCUACUCAUUUCAGUGAUUACCGUGCAUCUCGCUUUUAUCAGCGUCGAACGCUUCAUCGCCGUGAAGUUUGCAUUGAGAUAUCAAAGCAUUGUAACUACCCGCCGCACAAUGCUCACCUCCCUCGUCGUCUGGCUCUGGGCUAUUGCUGUUGCAGUUGUAUUACCACACUCCGCAUUAGACGGCAAGAUUUUCAAAGAGCUUUACCAUGCUCUGCAUCCAUGUUCCGCAUGCUCUCGAGAAAAGCGGAAAACAAUGCCUCCUGCAGCCUUGGGAUAUGUCAUCUUCUGGGUGAUUUCGGUUCUUGUCAUACCAAUACUGAUCAUUCUAUGCUCGUACGGAUACAUCUACCUUAUUUCUCGUAAGCACAGGCGGGAGAUCGAAGAUCAAGUAAACAUUCAAGGAGCAGCCACCACAUGGGAAGAAAUGAAAGGCGCUCGUACCGUGGCCAUUGUGAUUUUCUUUGUACAGCACAUUAAUAAGAGUUCAUGCGAGAACUCAGAACAAACUUUGCUGUUGUCAGGGAACCGGAAUGUAUCAUAUUACAACUUGUAA
Messenger RNA from Stylophora pistillata, 873 nucleotides. Its product is annotated as alpha-1A adrenergic receptor. Gene Ontology annotation, biological process: G protein-coupled receptor signaling pathway. Gene Ontology annotation, molecular function: G protein-coupled receptor activity. Gene Ontology annotation, cellular component: membrane. NCBI's taxonomy places the organism in Eukaryota, Metazoa, Cnidaria, Anthozoa, Scleractinia, Pocilloporidae. The record is from RefSeq and is a predicted model, not a curated record.